AUGUCAGCCAGUGCCAACAACCACCCAGCAGUGGGCGUAUUCUUCACUUCCUUCUUGUCACUGUUCGUUUUACUGUUGAUGGGAGGUUUUAUUGUUUUAUAUUAUUUCAACAAGACGGUUUGGAUGGGUAACAAACUCCCAACAACUUAUGUUUAUCCGGAUGAAAUUUUGAAUUGGUUCCUGUUCGGAGCAAUUUCUGUUGGAUGCUGUUGGUUAGCCACUCUCAUCGUCGUGUACAAGAAUUUGAGAUCUUGUUGUACUUAUAUGAAGAGUGAAAGAGUAUAA
Naegleria lovaniensis is the source of this 285-nucleotide messenger RNA. RefSeq lists its product as uncharacterized. The record is from RefSeq and is a predicted model, not a curated record. The transcript has 2 exons. Lineage: Eukaryota; Heterolobosea; Eutetramitea; Acrasida; Naegleriidae. The coding region runs from base 1 to 285 and encodes 94 amino acids.